Messenger RNA from Leptonychotes weddellii (Weddell seal), 4088 nucleotides. The record is from RefSeq and is a predicted model, not a curated record. NCBI's taxonomy places the organism in Eukaryota, Metazoa, Chordata, Mammalia, Carnivora, Phocidae.
UUGGGCGCGAGGCCCCGCCUCCCACCCCCUUUCCUCAGCCACAAAGUUUAUUUGCAACAAAAGGGAGCGCGGAGCGAGCAGCCAAGAGGGAGGGAGCGGGAGCCGGAGCGGGAGCGCGAGGGAAGGCGGGCAGGCCGGCUGGCGGGCACGGAGCCGAGGAACAGAGCCCUGGGAUCCUGCCCGGACCGGGCCGGGCCGCGAUGCUCCGAAUCGCCCCGGCCGAAGAGGGGGCCGGCCCCGGGGGUCGGCGCUGAGGCGGGAGGGACCGCGCUGGAUGGAGCCGAUGCCGCCCGCGGCCUCAGAAACUUGAGCCGCGGCAGAUAAAACCUCUGCUUGAGUCUCUGCGCCCUCUCCCCGCAAAUCCCCUCACACUGCUGCUGCAGAACCCAGGCCUUCGGACCCCGGCUGCUGCGCUCCUUCGGGGCGAGGGCGCAAGGGGGGGGUUGGCCGCGGCUCCCCGAGGCCAGCCCCCCCAGAGUGAGUGUUGCCACCAUGGCGGACGGGGCGCCCCGGUCCCCGCUCUAUCGCAGCGUCUCGUUCAAGCUGCUGGAACGCUGGAGCGGCGGGCCCGGGCCGAAGGAAGAGGCCACGGACACCCCCGGGUUGCGGCGCCGCGCCUCGUGCCGGCCUGCCGCGUCGGUCCCGGGCCAGCCCUCCCGGCGCGUGUCCAAACUGGCGUCGGGGCCUCCGGCCUCCCCCGCGCAGCCGCGCCCGCUCCGCAGCCUCUCGCCGUCGGUGCGCCAGCUCUCCCGGCGCUUCGACGCGCAGCGCCUGGACGACGACCACGCAGGGGCCCGAGACGGGGGCGUCUCCCCCGGGGCCGCGGAAGAAGCGGCGGAGGGCGCGGCGCGCGGCGCCUGGCCCAGCGUCACCGAGAUGCGCAAGCUCUUCGGUGGCCCUGGCUCCAGGCGGCCCAGUGCCGACUCUGAGGCCUCGGGGACGCCCAGCCCCGACGGUGCCGUGUGGGAGCCCCCGGCCCGCGAGCCCCGGCAACCGCCGACGCCACCUCCUCGGACGUGCUUCCCCCUGGCGGGCCUGCGUUCCGCGCGGCCGCUACCCGGCCCAGGGACCGAGGGGAGGAGGCGGCGGCAGCAGCAGCAGCAACAGGAGCGGGCGCAGCGUCCGGCGGAUGGUUUACAUUCUUGGCAUAGCUUCUCCCAACCGCAGGCCGGGGCCCGGGCCUCCUGCUCCUGCUCCUCCUCCAUCGCCUCCUCCUAUCCUGUCAGCCGCGGCCCGGCUGCCAGCUCCAGCGAGGAGGAAGAGGAGGUCCCGCCGCCGCCGCCGCCCGGGGCGCAGAGUCCGGCCUACCACGGAGGCCACUCCUCGGGCAGUGACGAGGACCAGGACGGUGAGGGCGGCCACCGCUGGGGAGGGAGGCCGGGACCCAGGCCUGGAAGCUCCCUCUUGGAUAAGGACUGUAGGCCAGACAGUUAUGGGUUAAAUCUGGGCAGCAUGGAUUCAGCUGAAGGAGCCAGGAGUCCUGAGCCCCCCAAAUCUCCAAGAGCCUCUAGUGAGGAAGGACCCCGGGAGUGGGGUACUGGCUCGCCUCACUGUGGACCAGGUCCUCAGGAGGGACUCCGGCCCAUGUCUGACACUGUGGGGGGAGCUUUCCGCGUGGCCAAGGUGAGCUUUCCUGCAUACCUAGCCAGCCCAGCAGGCUCCCGCGGUAGCAGCCGCUAUUCCAGCACGGAGACCCUCAAGGAUGAGGACCCAUGGGCUAGUCGGGGUUCUGGGGGCUGGGGCAUGUACCGCUCCCCUAGCUUUGGAGCUGGAGAGGGGCUCCUCGUAAGGCCCCAGCCUCGAACCCGCACCAAGGGACCUGUGGGCACCACGAGGGCAUUGAGAGAUGGAGGACUGGAGUUGGACAAAAGCCGGCAGCGGAAGUCCUUGUCGAAUCCAGAUAUUGCCUCAGAGACCCUGACGCUGCUCAGUUUCCUUCGCUCAGACCUUUCAGAGCUCAGGGUCCGAAAGCCCGGUGGGCGCCCCAGUGACCUCGGGAGCGGCCCCAACUUAGAUGGCAGAGACUCACCAGCAGCAGGUGGCCCCAGGGCACAACUUGGACCCACGCCUGCCCCAGCCCCAGCGUCACCUGGCACCCGCCCCACACUCAAAGACUUGACGGCCACCCUUCGGAGGGCAAAGUCUUUUACCUGCUCUGAGAAGCCCGUGGCCCGCCGCCUAUCCCGCACCAGCGCCCUGAAGCCCAGCUCCUCUGAGCUCCUGCUGGCAGGCCCAAGUGCCGAGGAGGACCCACUGCCCCUGGUUGUCCAGGAUCAGUAUGUACAAGAGGCCCGUCAGGUUUUUGAGAAGAUCCAGCGAAUGGGUGCCCAACAGGAUGACGGAAGUGAUGUCCCCCCUGGAAGCCCUGUCUGGGCAGGAGACAUGACCCAAGGGCAGCGGUCCCAGGAGGAGCUCUCUGGCCCCGAGUCUAGCCUGACAGAUGAGGGCAUUGGGGCAGACCCUGAGCCUCUUGUUUCAGCCUUUUGCAGCCUGGGUACCACGGGGGUGUGGCGACCCCUUUCCUCAUCCUCAGCCCAGACCAACCACCACCAUGGCCCUGGGGCUGAAGAUAGUCUGGGAGGGUGGGCCCUGGUGUCCCCUGAUACCCCUCCCACACCAGGUGCCCUCCGACGGAGACGCAAAGUCCCUCCUUCAGGCCCUGGUGGGACUGAACUGAGCAAUGGAGAGGCAGGUGAGGCCUACCGGUCUCUGAGUGACCCAAUUCCACAGCGCCACCGGGCUGCCACCUCCGAGGAGCCCUCUGGGUUCUCCGUGGAUAGCAACCUUUUGGGCUCGCUGAGCCCCAAGACAGGGCUUCCAGCAGCCCCAGCUGUGGACGAGGGCUUGACCAGUGGCCACAGUGACUGGUCUGUGGGCAGUGAAGAGAGCAAGGGUUACCAGGAGGUUAUUCAGAGUAUUGUUCAGGGGCCUGGUGCUUCGGGGUGUGCGGUGGACGACAGGGUUGCUGGCAAAGCCCCGAAGAAGAAAUCUCUGAGUGACCCCAGCCGCCGUGGGGAGCUGGCUGGGCCUGGAUUUGAGGGCCCGGGAGGGGAGCCCAUCCGAGAAGUCGAGCCCAUGCUGCCUCCAUCUAGCAGUGAGCCCGUUCUUGCAGAGCGGCGGGCAGAACCAGAAGAACCCAGUCCUGCCAGGGGCCGGGCACAGUCUGAGAGGGCCCUACCCAAGACCCCACCUGCCUCCUCCACUGGCCGCCGCGACUUCCACCUUGACCCUAAACUGGCUGAUGUUCUGUCCCCACGGCUCAUCCGACGGGGUUCCAAGAAGCGCCCAGCCCGGAGCAGUCACCAGGAACUACAGAGAGAGGAAGGCAGUGAGGACCAGACCAGCAACCUGUCGCGGGCCCGACCAUCCUCCAAACACGUUCGCCAUGCGAGUGUGCCCGCCACCUUCACACCUAUCGUGGUGCCUGAGCCACCGACUACUGUUGGCCCCCCUGUGGCUGUGCCUGAGCCCGUGGGCUUCCCGGCCAGGGCCCACUCCACGCUGCAGGCACCGUCACUCGAGGAUGUCACCAAGCAGUAUAUGCUGACCCUCCGCGCUGGCGAGGUUCCUGCCCCGGCACCAGUGGAUAUGCCCUGCUUGACUCCUGUUGCACCGCCUUCGGCUGAGGCCAAGCCCCCUGAGGCAGCCCGGGCUCCAGAUGAGCCUGCCCCAGCCGGCAAGUGCUGCAGCAAGCCACAGGUGUGAACAUCACACUGAACAUUUCUCCAUGGCGCUUUAAAGAGCUCCCUAAGUGCAUGAUUCCCGCAGCUUCGUGGUCAGUUCCCUCUGUUGUGAAGAAGGCAGUGUGAGUGUCCUCGUCCUCCUGUGCUGCUGCUUUCCCCUGGACUGGAAGGCACCCCCUCUCCUGCACAGUGGAAUAGAUGUGGAUAGAGAAAUCCUGACCCCGGGGUACCCUGUGGGCACAGAUCCUGUCACCAUGAGACCUUGAGCCCAGUCCUUCACUUCUGUGCGCCCAUCUCCUCUUGUGUAAAACAGGGUAAUAAUAGGGCCCACCCAGGAGGCCUGUCUCCAGGUUAAAAUAAACACCUGUAAGCAGCACUUAGGAACCCCUUGAGAGAGAUUAAUUC